Messenger RNA from Zingiber officinale, 729 nucleotides. RefSeq lists its product as uncharacterized. The record is from RefSeq and is a predicted model, not a curated record. Bases 247 to 573 code for a protein of 108 amino acids. The transcript has 2 exons. Lineage: Eukaryota; Viridiplantae; Streptophyta; Magnoliopsida; Zingiberales; Zingiberaceae.
GUAAAAUCUGCUCACUUAUGCCCAAUAGCUCCUAGAAAUGUCCCUUAAACUCUGCUAUGACCUCCUCUCCCCACAAUAGAGUAUGUUGGGCCACCUCUAAAGUUUGAUUGGCCCGCAAAGCUUGCUCUGAAAAUGGGAGAGCCGCCCCGACAAGUAGACUACGUCAGACGCGAUCCGCCCACCAGGCACCAACGAAUCUAAUCUAAUGCGUUCCACUUCGUGAGAGCUAAUUUUAGGCCUAUUUGAAUGCUACUCCCUUCUCCCUCAUCUUCAGCAGAACACCGACAAAGAUCCAAUUUUCCGGCCAUGGCAGCGGCGAAGAUCUGCUUCCAGCGGCCGGUCGAUUCACUCCGCCGCAAGCUGAAAAAGCCCCUGUUUAAGGGAGACGCCAGGGUGCGCCGCCGCCGCGGCGCUGGGUGGUGGCGGAGGUCCGCCCUCCUCUUCUGGAAGCAGACCCAUCAGGGCACUAGGGCAGCGGGGAGUCCAGCGUGCGGUGGCGCUCUCAUCCCACGCAGUUGUGGCCCGUGUACAUCACUGAGAGCAGCAGCGACGCCAGGAAGCCGAGGGCGGUGAUGCUGCUGGCUGCAGCGGAGGUCGGAGCGGCGGUCGCGGCAGGGGUGGCCUAUCGGAGACCAGUCGGCGGCACCAGUCUACAUCCUCACCUGAAUGAAUCAAAGAUCCUUCCUUCUUCCCCUUCUCUGGAAUUAUCAAAAAGAUUACUUUUUUUUC